This is a messenger RNA of Brassica napus (rape), 1785 nucleotides long. RefSeq names its product nuclear transcription factor Y subunit A-3. The transcript has 4 exons. The coding region runs from base 605 to 1564 and encodes 319 amino acids. Gene Ontology annotation, biological process: regulation of transcription by RNA polymerase II. Gene Ontology annotation, cellular component: CCAAT-binding factor complex. Gene Ontology annotation, molecular function: RNA polymerase II cis-regulatory region sequence-specific DNA binding; DNA-binding transcription factor activity, RNA polymerase II-specific. NCBI's taxonomy places the organism in Eukaryota, Viridiplantae, Streptophyta, Magnoliopsida, Brassicales, Brassicaceae. The record is from RefSeq and is a predicted model, not a curated record.
CCACUUAACGACAAUAAUGAACCACAAGGAGUGGUAAUGGUGGCCAUGGCGAUGGUGGUUUCCUAGAGAGAGAGAGAGAGAGAGAGAGAAGAAGACCAAGAACCAGAAAAAGAAUCACACAAGUCCAACACGACACACACACACUCUGAUUCACCGAGUUUCCAUAUAAAGAGACAAGAACCGUUUACUUCGGACAAGGAGACAUGCAAAACUAAUCUGGUGUCCUGUCUUCUUCACCGGCGGUCCAUCUAAUUCUCAAAAAAGGGUUUCUCUUCACUCCACCUAUCUCCUUCUGCAUCUCUAGUCCCUUGUUCGAUCAGCUUAGAUGUUUAAUCUCUCCCAAGUCUUGCCCUUUUCGUUGUUCGAACUCUGGUUUAUCUCUCUCGUUGCGUGUGAUUGAUCUUGUUUACUGAUUUGCUAAUCUUUUCUUCUCAAGUCAACGCUUUUUGCCCAAAACUAUAUAAAGUUAGGAACUUUCAAUCUCAAUUUGUUUCUAUUUCUAGGUUUUUGAUUUUUUUCAAUGGAUCUUGUUUUGUGUAUUAAAAAGUUUUAAUCUUUGGAUCAUGGUUGAAUGAUAUAGGUUUUCUUCAUCUUGUUAGACGUUAUGCAUCAGAUGAAUAAGAAAGAUUCAACUUUGCCGUACCUGAACACUAGCAUCUCAUGGGGAGUGGUUCCAGCUGAACCCCUAAGCAUGAAAGUGGUUGAUGCAAGGCCUAAACAUACCACAAAGCAAAUCAGUUUCCAGGACCAGGAUUCAUCUUCAACUCAGUCCACUGGUCAGUCUUACACUGAUAUUGCUAGUAGUGGUGAUGAUGAUAAUCCUUCCAGACAAAUCUCUUUUUCAACAAAAUCAGGAUCUGAAGAAACCCAGCAUAAGGGAUUUGCAACUCAUCCUAAACCAGGCUCCAUGACCGGACUCCCUAGUAUACACUUUGCUCCAACGCAGGCUAAUUUCUCUUUUCACUAUGCUGAUCCACAAUUUGGUGGUUUAUUAGCUGCAACUUAUCUUCCACAGGCACCAGCAUGCAAUCACCAAAUGGUGGGUAUGGUUCCUGGUCGAGUUCCACUACCAGUGGAGAUCACUGAGACUGAGCCAGUCUUUGUCAAUGCGAAGCAGUAUCACGCAAUCAUGAGGAGACGGCAGCAACGUGCCAAGCUUGAGGCUCAGAACAAACUAAUCAAAGCGAGGAAGCCGUAUCUUCAUGAGUCUCGACAUGUUCAUGCUCUUAAAAGGCCAAGAGGAUCCGGUGGAAGAUUCCUAAACACCAAAAAACUUCUUCAAGAAUCUGAACAGGCUGCUGCUAAAGAACAAGAAGAAAGCAAAAAGGCAAACAUGUCUAGAUUUGAAGCUCAUAUGCUGCAGCACAGCAAAGACCGUAGCUCAACCACCUCUGGCUCAGACAUCACAUCUGUAUCCGACGGCGCUGAUGUCUUUGGACACACUGAAUUCCAGUUUUCAGGUUUCCCAAUCCCAACUCAGACUAACCGAGCCAUGCUUGUUCAUGAUCAGUCCAAUGACAUGCAUGGAGGUGGGGACUUGCACCAUUUCUCUGUCCAUAUCUGAGACAUUGGAUCAUUUGGUGCUGUUUCCAUGUUCCCACCAAACGGGGGAAGUCAUCCUUGGCUACUACUACUAGUUCUGUUACUUGCUACUGUUUUCGUUUCACUUUAUGUAUGUAUGUGUUAGACAUCACAACAACAACCAAAAUCUUCACUUUGGAACACACUUUUUCACUUAUGUGUAAACUACUAGUUUGAUUUUCUUAUAAACUUUUAAUUGCUUUA